Messenger RNA from Sphaeroforma arctica JP610, 1374 nucleotides. RefSeq lists its product as hypothetical. The record is from RefSeq and is a predicted model, not a curated record. Gene Ontology annotation, molecular function: carbohydrate binding; hydrolase activity, hydrolyzing O-glycosyl compounds. The transcript has 10 exons. Gene Ontology annotation, biological process: carbohydrate metabolic process. NCBI's taxonomy places the organism in Eukaryota, Ichthyosporea, Ichthyophonida. The annotation marks the transcript as partial.
ACGCAGGCUGAAUCUUCAAGAGGACACUACGUCGUCAAUUUGGAAUGUGGAUCAGUUUUCCCUACCGUACGGAGACAAUCUGUAUGGAGCACAUCCUCACUUCGUGGAGAUACGGAAUGGAAAGGCCCAUGGUGUGCUAUUGCGCAACUCAAACGGCCAAGAUUGGCGCUUAACAAAGUCUGGACUGAACGUGGUGACGAUCGGCGGUAUCAUCGAUUUGUUUGUGUUUGCCGGCCCAAGUGUGGAUGAGGCCAGUCGACAAUACCAAGCAUUGGUGGGUACGCCGUGGAUGCCCCCGUACUGGUCUCUGGGUUGGCAACAGUGCAGAUACGGUUUCAAAGAUCUAUCCGAGAUUAAGAAUGUUUACAACGAGUAUAUGCGCCAGGCAAUUCCUCUGGAAGUAAUUUACACAGACAUCGACUAUAUGCAUCGCUGGCGUAAUUUCACGAACGACCCAAUUAAUUUCGAGCUGGAAGACUUGCGAGAAUUUGUCAAAACCGUUCACGAAGACGACAGGCGAAUCAAUAUCAUCGUGGAUCCCUGCAUUGGGGAAGCGAAAACCGGCGAGUACAAGGCAUACGAUAACGGCCUCGAGCAGGAUGUCUUCAUCAAAAAUGUGGGCGGAGAAGUUUACAGAUCACGCCAGUGGGCGGGCGAUGUGGCCAUUCUCGACCCGACAGCUAAGAACAUUAAACAAUAUUUCACGGAUGAAUUGGUCCAGUGGUGGUCGGAAACUGGCAUACAAUUCGAUGGAAUCUGGCUGGACAUGAAUGAAUUUGCUAGUUUUGUGGAUGGUGAGGUAAAUACCACCAUGCCUAGUGACUGGUUCGAAAAUCAUACGGUGCUCUGGAAGUACCCAGCCUGGGUCGAAGAUGACACAAAACGAGCUAAAAUCAAUGCCAUGACCGCCCAAGAGGUUCUAGACACGGAUUUCGAAAAGGAAUACCGAUUGACCAACGGCGGAAACAGAGAGUACGAGGAUCCGUUGAAUAAUCCACCGUACCAUGUCCACAAUUGUGUGGCGGGGAUCGAUUCCUUCUCAAACGUACAACACGAAGACACUGGCUUCGGAAUCUCCGAACUUAUUUGGGGGAAACCAGAGAAGCCCAAACCUUUAACGCACAAGACAUUUGAUAUGACGGCUAGGUUUGCCAAUGGAGCCCAACAAUACAACAUGCACAAUCUAUAUGGGAUCGGCAUGGCUAGAGUUGUCCGUGCCGCCGCGGAGGCUCUACCACGGGAAGGUAGGCCGUUCAUGCUGACACGGUCAACGUUCUCUGGCUCGGGCUCGUUCUGUGGAACAUGGAACGGUGAUAAUGUUGGCAACUGGGAGCAGUAUAGGAGUGGGGUACACGCUGUGAUCAAAGCUCAGGU